UCUUUGCACUGCCAACCAAGUGGGCAGGAUUUGGCGAGCGUGGGGUUGGUUACUUGCUUGCUGGCAGUGAGAUCUUGCUUGUGUACCGCCGAGGAGGAUGGACAAGGAAGAAUACGCCAAGUUCAGGGCGUGCUGUUCCCAGCUCAACCUGGACCACAACACAGUGGAUCGAGCCUACAACAUCUGGCUGCGGUCGCGCACCUGCUUCUCCCGCGAUGAGCUGAAGAGCCUGUACCCGUGGUUCGCCUGCGUCGUGUACUUGGCCAUUCACCCAGAUUUCCAGACGGACAAGUCAAAGAGUGCGCAUGUGCACGUCAAAGGCAUCUUCCAGCUGGCAUGUAUGAGGCCAGAGCAGUUCUACCACCAGCUGCAAGAGUUUGCAGCGCGCGCGAAUCUGGACAAGAUCCCACAGCUGCGACGCGCGGCGCAGGAGAACACCGUCAUCUUCCAUGCGCAGACAAAGCUGAAAACCAUGGAGGCCACCAAGAUCUGUGCACACUACUUCCACGACAUCUUUGAGCACGUGUUCCUGCCGGCGCUGCAAUCGCCACAGCUCGAUGACCACUACGACGUCGACGUUUCCGCAGCCAUUGCUUUGACGCGGGAGUUUGCUUGGACGCUGUUUCUCAUCUGCAAGGCAGCGGUGCCGCUGCUGCUGGGUGACAUUUCAAAGAUGUUCAGCUUGCUUGCAUGCACAAUGGACUUUGUAUACACAAACGUCGCCCGCUUCCCCUGGAUCUCGCACGACGCCCUUGCUGCCUACGACGGUGACGUGCUCGCAGCGUGCUGCAGCAGGCUGAAACAUGCCGAGGUCGUUGGUGCGGAACAACUGCUGCGAGAUGUGCACGUGUUCUUCUACCAGUCCUGGCGGCCAAUCCUCUCCUCUGUUCUUGAGCAGCUCAAGCUCACAUCGGAUGGCCCGCAAAUCCUUCGCCUGACAUGGUACUACCGCCGUCAGCGCUUGGCAGAUUCCCCGCAGAAAUCACGCCAGCGCGCACGUGACAGCCACGCCAGCGCCGUGCAGGCCCUUCCACGCCCGCACGAGUUACCGGCUGCACAUCUGUCAUUCCUCCGUUCUCUCUCGAGUAUUGACGUCCCCGAAUCCGCAGCAGCGCCGCUCGAAGACGUCUUUGCCCGCGCUGACCAGAAGGUGACGGCGUGGGUUGCGGCAAAUGCCCUGAGAAAUUCCCAGCUCUUCUCCAACUUCACUCGCAUCGGCAAAGCCCUCGCAUACAAGCUGCUGUCUGGUGUCAUUGAGCGCGAGUUUGCGGCGCGCGGGCUUGUGCGACACGCGUCCUCCCUUCUCCAGCGCGCUGAUGUUCUCAAAACCGUCGUUGCCCUUGCCCUUGACCUCGUCUUGUUCGCAUACAAGGAUAAGACCAUCUCGUUCCCUUCUCUCGUGUCCAUGCUCGACGUUGACCCGUUCGAUUACCAGCAGAUGACGGAGAUUGUUGUGCGCAGCAAUCCAUUCCUCCCACCGGUGCUGCUGGCCCGCAUUGCCGCAUGCGAACGCGUGUGUCUUCUUGACCUCGUGUGGACAGCAUCACACAAACUCAAUGACUGGUUCGAGAGCAAGCCCGCACUCAGUUCCCAACAGACAUUCCCACGUGCACACAGCUCGAAAACACCGCCGCCUGAAGAGUCGACAGUCACAGCCGCAUCGUCGUCGUCAUCGUCGAGACGUGCAAAGGCGUUGGCGGGGAAGAAAAGCACUCGUGGCGGUAAACAAGAAACACGCGCCAUCUCUACAACAGCAUGGAGCGUGCUGCAGACGCGGUUGCUAUCACUCAUUCAAAAGCGUCUUGUGGCCCUGACAAAACUCCUUGACCUACCACAGAAAUCGCCUGUGGUGCUGCUUGCUGGUGUGGCCAUGAAGCACAUUGUGCAGACGCCCCGCACCCUGCAACGCCUUGCCCUUGGCCGCCACCUCGACACGCUGCUGUUGUGCUCGCUGUUUGCAUGUGUGCAACGGUUCAGCGACACGCUGACAAUGCGAAGCAUCAUCCUGCACUACCGCAACAUGGACCAUGCGUCGCGAGCUGCAUGGACAGCAGUGCCAUCCGACGAUGUCAGUGAUGAUGAUGACGCAGAUGCGACCGUUGACAUUGUUGAGUUUUACAACACGACAUUCAUCGACGUCAUGAGAGAUUUCAUUGAGAGUGCAGAUCCGAUGAGCGCCUCCCCGCUGACUGCCGCAUCGCCGUCAUCGCCAUCACCGCCAUCAUCACCAUCGGCGGUGUCGUCAUCGUCUCUGCCCAGCAUGAUUCGCUUCCACACCGUUUCCAAGGAGCGCAUUGACGAAGAGGGCGUCAUGUCGUUGCCGGCAGAUUUGCCGUUGAGCAGUAACGAUCUGAACCAGAGCCAGGCCGUUCGUCGCUUCAACGAGCAGCUGCGCAACGCCUUUGAUGGUCAGCCCAUAUUCUUACCUGCAGGCAGUCACCGCAGCCCGCACCACAAGCAUCGGUCUCCGAUCAAGUCGCAUCAUUCGCGCGAGCAGCGACAGCACGCUUCGCCGAAACGCCCCAGCUCACGCUUCACGCUCCCUUGAGCGGCGCGUCACGUGCGUGCUGUGUGUGUGUGUGUGUGUGUCUGUCUGUCUGUCUGUCUGCUCUGUGUGUCUGUCUGUCUGUCUGUCUGUCUGUCUGCUCUGUGUACGUGUCUGUGUACGUGUCUGUGUCUGUACAGCUCUGUGUCUGUGUGUGUCUGUGUCUCUGUGUGUGUGUGUCUGUCUGUCCAUGUGUGUUACAAACGUUCCCUACAUCCCCUGCCCUCGAAGUAUCUUUGGUUAUCGGUGGCAUGUCGUUGCCCUUUCCUGGAUUCGGUGUGUCAAGCUGCACUUCACCUCCCCUCGUCCUGCUUCGCUGUUUUGCGUUGUUUCCACCCUCUCGCUCGCCUUGUCCCUAAUUGCAUCUGCAUGCUCAACAACCAAGAAUUACAUAGCUGUGUUCAUGCUGUUGAUACACAACGUGCGUCCUGCGUUCUCAAACCGCCG
This is a messenger RNA of Salpingoeca rosetta, 2992 nucleotides long. RefSeq lists its product as uncharacterized. The transcript has 18 exons. Bases 98 to 2548 code for a protein of 816 amino acids. Gene Ontology annotation, cellular component: chromatin; transcription regulator complex; nucleus. Gene Ontology annotation, biological process: negative regulation of G1/S transition of mitotic cell cycle; cell differentiation; regulation of transcription by RNA polymerase II. The record is from RefSeq and is a predicted model, not a curated record. Gene Ontology annotation, molecular function: RNA polymerase II transcription regulatory region sequence-specific DNA binding. Lineage: Eukaryota; Choanoflagellata; Craspedida; Salpingoecidae.